Molecule: messenger RNA, 1118 nt
Organism: Lactuca sativa (garden lettuce)
Lineage: Eukaryota; Viridiplantae; Streptophyta; Magnoliopsida; Asterales; Asteraceae
Product: thaumatin-like protein 1b
Source: RefSeq, a predicted model, not a curated record
GAUCAAAGUUCAAACUGUAAUAGAAUGAUCCCCUGUAGACACUUAACAAUGGCGAAACUUCAAUUCUCAAUGGCUAUUCUCACUCUGUCUUUCAUAUCUUCGUUUAAUUCCAUUACAUCAUCGACAUUUACACUCACAAAUCAAUGCAACUAUCCCGUUUGGGCCGGUCUUCUCUCCGGCGCCGGCACUGCUCCACUACCCACCACCGGCUUCCCUCUUCAACCCAGCCAGUCAAAUUCCGUCGAGGUCCCUCCCGGUUGGUCUGGACGGAUGUGGGGUCGCACCCUUUGCUCCGCUGAUUCCACCGGCAGAUUCUCCUGCGUCACAGGCGACUGCGGAUCCGGAACAAUUGAAUGCAACGGUAGUGGCGCCGCCCCUCCAACCACCUUGGCUGAAUUCACACUUAACGGAGCAAACGGGAUGGACUUUUACGAUGUCAGCCUUGUCGACGGGUACAACCUCCCCAUGAUGGUGGUACCACAAGGUGGGACCGGCGGAAACUGUAAUGUCACCGGCUGUAUGGUGGACUUGAAUAAGAACUGCCCGUCGGCAUUGCGGUUGACGGCCACCGGUGGUAGUGAUGAAUCCGUCGCCUGUAAAAGCGCCUGUGAGGCAUUUGGAGACCCUAUGUACUGCUGUAGUGGGGCCUACUCGACCCCACAGACAUGCAGUCCGACGUCGUAUUCGGAGUAUUUCAAAACCGCAUGUCCGACGGCUUACAGUUAUGCAUACGACGACGGAUCGAGCACGUUUACCUGUUCCUCCGCCAACUAUGUCAUCACUUUCUGCCCUACGCCGGCGAACAGCCGCAAAACAACCGGAGCCGGCCAGCCACCGGCAGACAGCAGCGGAGGAAGCUCAUUGGCUGAAGCUUUAGGCGGUCACUCCGUUAUGGUUAUUGCCGUCUUAUUAUUGACGAUGAUUUCACUAAAAUGCCCUCGUUGUUUCAUCUUUCUACUCCUCGGCUAAUUUAUUUCACGCAAGCCGAUUAUAGAGGCUUAGAGCAGUAGAAUAGGUUUUGAUUUUUUAAUGUAUGUGGCUAACUGUAAAGUUUUUAGUUUUGAUAGGAUUUUUAAGAGUUAUUAGACUAAUAAGAAAUAUUGCGUGACUUACGAUUA